CAGUUCAGACACCAGCGGAGCUCCUGCGCUGUGUCAGAGGAAAUUAGUUGCCUGAAUAAGUUUAUAUGAAACCAUUUGUUCCUCAUAUUUGUCAGUAGACAUGGCUUGCUGUGUGUUUUUCCUGGGCCUCCUGGCUGUGCUGCUCCUGGAGCUCACGGAGGGUGCAGCGAAACAAGUGUACUCUGCAGAGGGAGGUAAAGUCACACUGGAGCCAACCGUUCCUGAUCAGCUCAAACCCCUCACAAGCAUCCUGUGGAAACAAAAUCGCAACAUGGUGGUGGAAUGGAUUAAGAAUUUAGGUUCUGCAGAUUACUAUGGAAUGUUUGAUGGUCACACAAAUCUGGAUAUAGAGACUGGACGUUUGGAGAUCGAUACUUGGGCUCGUAAUUACAGUGGAGUUUAUUCUGUGGAGUUUAAUGGCCAACUCCAGAGCGAGUCGUACAAGGUUGAUGUGAUCAAGAAAGUCCCAAAGCCCACAGUGGUACUUAAGCCACUGACUUGUCCUAAUGAAGACACCUGCACACUGAUCUGUGAUGGAGACACCACAGGGACUGAACCAGUCACCUACAGUUGGAGGACAGAUCAAAUGGACUUCUAUGAAGAGUCAGGAAAAUCAACGAUAAUCAGCAAGGAUUACAGUGAUGUUAAACAUUUCUUUUGCCAAAUGAAAAACCCAGUUAGUCAUGAAGACAGUGACCCCAUGAAGAAUCCAGUGAGCCAGUGAUGGUCAAGCGAGCAAGCGAGGGAAUGAAGUGAGAGAGCAGUGGUAGAAUGCUUUUCAGUGGUUUUGAAUCAUAACAACCACAAGAGGUCCUUCAUCAUACAGUCAUAACGGUGCACAAAAAUAUUAGACUGACAAAUCCAUUAGACACACACACACACACACACACACACACACACACACACACACACACACACACACGAAAAAAUGCAGCGUAACGUUUAUGUUUGACCCCAAGACUGUCACUUUGGAUGGUUAAGUGUAAAUCAGUCAAACAGGCCUCUUCCUUGUACCAGUCAGUUAAGACUGGAUCCAAACACGUUUGCUUUGCUGUUGUGAAGGAAAUUAUGUACUCAUUCUUAACAAUCAUGUAUCUGCUUUUACUUCUCAUUAAAGUCAUGU
Myripristis murdjan (pinecone soldierfish) is the source of this 1123-nucleotide messenger RNA. RefSeq lists its product as uncharacterized. NCBI's taxonomy places the organism in Eukaryota, Metazoa, Chordata, Actinopteri, Holocentriformes, Holocentridae. Gene Ontology annotation, cellular component: membrane. The record is from RefSeq and is a predicted model, not a curated record. The coding region runs from base 101 to 724 and encodes 207 amino acids. The transcript is spliced from 3 exons.